Saprolegnia diclina VS20 is the source of this 804-nucleotide messenger RNA. RefSeq lists its product as hypothetical. The coding region runs from base 1 to 804 and encodes 267 amino acids. The transcript is spliced from 2 exons. The record is from RefSeq and is a predicted model, not a curated record. Lineage: Eukaryota; Oomycota; Saprolegniomycetes; Saprolegniales; Saprolegniaceae.
AUGCUGCGUCCACUGACCUUCGCUGCGCUUCUCGCGCUGGUGACCGCGCAGCUCCAAGAGAAGAAGCUCUGCACGGCGACCGGGCUCAUUGUCUCGGAGUACUACGGUCGCAUCUUCACAGACUUGUUCCGACACAGCAACAAUGAGCGCUUUCUGUACAACGCCACGGCCAAGUCCUUGAUGACCAAGAGCAACGGCCAGUGCCUCGAGGCGCAGCCGUUGCCGCCGCACCCGUACUUUGCCUACGGCCUUCUCAAAACGGCGCCGUGCGAUAUCUCCAAGCAGAUGCAGCAGUGGACGAUCGAGAACGACCGCGUCUUCAUCGCAGAGUCCACAUCGCUGCCCGCCUACUGCCUCGAAGCGCACUCGAUCUUCCAGCCUGGUUCGGACGCCGGCGUCGCGCCCUGCGACUUUGGCAAGGUCACCACCACCACCAUGGUCGACUGCGCGACGGUCAAGACGACGUUUGUCGCCAUCAAGACGCUCAAGAGUGGCAACCGCCUCAGCGAGUACUACUCGAACCUGUACGUCAACGCGCCGGCCAACAACUUUAACGAGCUCUUCACGUGGGACCAAGCCAACAAGAUGCUCAAGGUCGCCAGCAACAACCAGUGCUUGGACGCGUACAAGGACAGCGCCGAUGGCAAGUUCAAGCUCCACACCACCAAGACACUCGAGCACGCGACCCAUGCUGGUCAGUGCCUGGACGCCGACCCGACGUACGCCGACCGCCACGCGCAAAUGUGGGCGUGCACGCCCAACAACGUCAACCAGCAGUGGUCCAUCGAUACCUUCUUUGGGUAA